AUGUCGAUCCAUACAUCCGCUCGUUGGGCCAUGCGAUCUGUCCCUCCGCUGACGCAGGGAUGCGCUGCACUUCGCCGCUUUUCCGUCCAGCAUUCAUGCCGAUCAGCACCUGAAGCUACCGCUCCCUCCGUUGCAGCUUCCUUCCUUUCGCGAUUCCAAUCUAUGGGACCACAGACUCGCUCGCAGGUACUCGAUGCCAACCAGCUACAGCUUCUAUCUCUCACCUUGAACCGACCCUCUCUUUACCCGAACUCUCCAUCGCUGUCGAAUGCCUCUGGUGUCGUGCCGACAGGUACGCCCUUGCCCCCCGCCUACCAUCUAGUCUACUUCACCCCUGCAUUCCUGGAGGGUGAGCUGGGUGCCGACGGAACCGAUGUCUCUUAUAACCCAGAGCCGCCCUUCACGAGGCGCAUGUGGGCCGGCGGUGAAGUUCAAUGGCCUCGAGGGGCAGACGGAAAGCCCAACCCAUUGCGUGUCGGGCAGGAGGUUCAGGAAACCACGCGGGUGCUCAGUGCGGAGCCUAAGAUCAUUCGUAAGACUGGAGACGAAAUGAUUGUCGUGAGUGUAGAGAAAGAGUUCCGUAAUGAACACGGCGUGGCUGUUAUCGAUCGUCGAAACUGGGUUUUCCGCAAAGCCUUGGCUUUGGCAUCAUCACCGGUUUCAGCUUCUCCAAUCUCUGUUCACUUACCCGCAUUGCCCGCAUCUUGCUCUACCUCCACCGUGGGAAAGACUCACACUCGCACUCUCAGGCAAACAGCCGUCACUCUCUUCCGCUUCUCAGCCUUAACUUUCAAUCCCCACAAAAUUCAUUACUCCACUCCGUGGGCUAGGGAUGUGGAAGGCCACAAGGAUAUUGUCGUUCACGGCCCCCUAAAUCUGAUCUCGAUUCUGGAUUUGUGGAGAGAUACCCGGGCGGAUAGCGCCACCGACUCAUCCUUAUUGCUCCCAGAGAGUAUCUCUUAUCGCGCCACCAGCCCGCUGUAUGCCGAAGAAACGUAUCGGAUCGUGCUUGAUGAGGAGCAGGGUGACGGUGUGAGCCGAGUACAGAUCUUCACGCCGGAUGAGAAGGUGGCCAUGAAGGCUGAGAUCAGAUGA
Messenger RNA from Aspergillus terreus NIH2624, 1095 nucleotides. Its product is annotated as hydroxyacyl-thioester dehydratase HTD2. Gene Ontology annotation, cellular component: mitochondrion. The coding region runs from base 1 to 1095 and encodes 364 amino acids. Lineage: Eukaryota; Fungi; Ascomycota; Eurotiomycetes; Eurotiales; Aspergillaceae. The transcript has 2 exons. The record is from RefSeq and is a predicted model, not a curated record. Gene Ontology annotation, molecular function: (3R)-hydroxyacyl-[acyl-carrier-protein] dehydratase activity.